AUGGACGUGACAGAAGACGCUCCUGCGACGGCUCCUUCCGAGGCUGUCGAGGCUGCUGCUCCACCCGUUGAUACGUCGUCAUCAUCGAUGCAGGCUGCGAUCGCCGCGCCCUUGCCCGCCGCGAUCGACCAUGACCACGACGAGGCGAGACCCACUACUACGACCACUACAACUUUACCGACAGAGCUGACAGAGCUUUCGCCCGAUGAUCAAGCUCAACAGGCCGAGGCUGACGAUCAUCCCUCGUCGGAAGGAGCCACAGCCGGCGAACGCUCCUCCGUCACCCUCACCACCGAGGCCGUAGAGCCAGUCUCCGAGGCCGCCGAGGCCGGGGAGGCCACAGCCCCCCCACAGCAACCAGCACAAGAUGAGAGCAUGCCCUUGGCUGCACUUCAGCCCCAACUCGCACGAGCCACCACCGAAGACGUCUAUGACCCGUCCAGCUCCGCCCGCGCAUCGCUCGAACCGGCUGCCUCAUCCUCCUCCGCGAACGCCACCAACGCCGCUCCGUCCUCGCUCAUCAGAGCCGUACAAGCCAAAUCGCUCGUCGGUCUGUCCCGCGUCGCGCAGCUCUCGGCUAGGAUCGAAAAGGAUCCUUACGACCACGAGGCCCAGCUCGCCCUUCUCCACGAGGUCGAGCAAAAGGGCGACCUCGAAAAGACGAGAGAGGUCUACGAGAGCUUCCUCAAAGUGUUCCCCGAUGCGGUGAGUGCUCGUCUUGGCUACUCUGCGUAUGCUCUCGCUUUCUGUGUGGACCCCGUGUGUCAUUCCAAGCCCCACACCAUCCGAGAUCCAGCAAUGCGAUCAGUCACCCUUGAGCAGAGGAGAGCCACAACCACACCGAGUAUCCGGUGCCCGGCAAUCAGAGAGCUGA
Messenger RNA from Microbotryum saponariae, 874 nucleotides. Lineage: Eukaryota; Fungi; Basidiomycota; Microbotryomycetes; Microbotryales; Microbotryaceae. The record is from the annotation of a GenBank genome assembly.